Molecule: messenger RNA, 4581 nt
Organism: Leucoraja erinaceus (little skate)
Lineage: Eukaryota; Metazoa; Chordata; Chondrichthyes; Rajiformes; Rajidae
Gene: fbln1
Product: fibulin 1
Exons: 15
Coding region: 248-2311 (687 amino acids)
Biological process (GO): extracellular matrix organization
Cellular component (GO): extracellular region
Molecular function (GO): peptidase activator activity; calcium ion binding
Source: RefSeq, a predicted model, not a curated record
ACAGGCUAAUUGCUAAGGAAUCUCUUUUGGAAAGGGCCAGACCUUCAAAGUAAAUCCUGUGGGGUUUUUUUCAUUAAGGAGUUGUGGUCAGAUGCAGCUUCAGUUAGGACUGCAGUAGAAAGCAGAGAAGGAACGAAAGAAGAGAGAGAACGAACGAAGAGGAAGAUUUUAUUUAAGAGAAAGAACAGAAUUUGGCAUCUUUGUUCUUUUAAAAACUGUAACAGAAAGUUUCCCAGUUUACAGCUUCAUGGAUCUCCCAGCCAGAAUUUCGAAAAUAUUGCUCAGUCUGUUACUAUUCAGACUACAAGUGACGGUACAAAGUCCAUUUGAUGCCUGCUGUUUGAAUGGAUUGGAGUGGGCUACUGAGAAAAAGGAGUGUAAGACUCUACUCUACGCACUGGAAGACCCAAACUGCAGAAUAGCAAAGGAACAAUGUUGUCGAGUAAAGCUGGAGGAGAACCACUGUGAAGAUGGCAUAAACGUGGCCAGAGAAAAUCAUGCAUGCACGACAUUUAACACUGCCAACGACCAAUGCGACACUGCUAAGAUAUGUUGUCAAUGCUGUCAUCUUGGUAAAGCAGCUAAAAUGAAUGGACAUAGUUGUGAAGCAAAUCAUGCUCUGGGAUACCACUGUGGACAGGUUUACAGAGCAUGCUGCGUAGGAGGUGAGGAAGACAUCAACAAUCCAUUUACCAGCAACCAUACAGCAGAAAAUUCAGCCCGAAAUGCGCACAACCAGAGCCCAGGUCAUGAAAUCAGAAAGCCAGAACAGGAGGAUCCAUUCCUGAAUGACCGUUGUAGAGGAGGAGGACCCUGUCAUCAGCGUUGCACCGACACGGGGACAAAUGUCAACUGUUCCUGCUACGUUGGCUACAGGCUGAGUCACGAUCACCGCACAUGUGAAGAUGUCAACGAGUGUUUGUUACCGACUAAUCCAUGCCAAAUAGGACAGCGUUGCAUCAAUAAUAUCGGGUCCUAUCAAUGCCUGCGUGAGAUAGGAUGUGGCACUGGAUAUGAACUGACUGAAAACAACCAAUGCAGAGAUAUCGACGAAUGCAAGAAUGAUUUACACAAUUGCAGGUUCAAUUUCAUUUGCCAGAAUACACAGGGAUCGUUCCGUUGCCGAUCGAAUAUCCAGUGUGGAUCUGGAUAUCUGCAGGAUGCUUUGGGCAACUGUAUUGACAUCAAUGAGUGCAAUGGAGCUGCCUCGCCCUGUCAGCCUGGCUACACCUGUUUAAAUAACAUUGGUUCAUAUAGCUGUCAGCACAAUGUGGUGAACUGUGGCCGAGGCUAUCGACUUGAUGUGGAUGGAUCAAACUGUGUGGACUUUGACGAAUGUGCAAGUCCUCAGAACCCUUGUGGUGAAGGGCAUUUUUGCAUAAACUCUCCUGGCAGUUUUCACUGCAAUUGCAAGGCAGGGUACAAUUUCAACAGCAUUUCCAAGACGUGCGUCGAUGAAAAUGAAUGUCGUCGUUACUUGGGUCGCCUCUGCGCACACAAUUGUGAGAACACUCCUGGUUCCUACCAUUGCAGCUGCAGCAAAGGCUUUAAACUCUCAUCAGAUGUGAGAAACUGUGAAGAUGUGAAUGAAUGCGAAACCAAUCCCUGCAGUCAAGAAUGUUCUAAUGUCUUUGGUUCAUACCAAUGUUACUGCCGUCGUGGUUAUCGGCUCAGUGAUGUGGAUGGAAUAACCUGUGAAGACAUUGAUGAAUGUGCAUUACCUGCCGGAGGCAACAUUUGUUCAUAUCGAUGUGUCAAUGUUCCUGGAAGUUUCCAGUGUGCCUGCCCAGUUUCUGGCUACACUCUUGCACCGAAUGGGCGGAACUGUCACGAUAUUGAUGAAUGUAUCACAGGGAUGCACAACUGCUCUGGAACAGCGACUUGCUUCAAUGUCCAGGGGAGCUACCGCUGCCUAAAUUUUGACUGUCCAGAAAACUAUCGAAAAACUGGCGAGGCUCGCUGUGAGCGCUUGCCUUGCAAUGAGAAUCAGGAGUGCCAAAGCCUGCCUUUAAGAAUAACCUACUAUUACCUCACUUUCCCCACCAACAUCCAAGUGCCCACCAAUGUCUUCCGAUUCGGGCCCUCUCACGCUCUACCUGGAGAUAACAUUCUCCUUUCCAUCACCCAUGGCAACGAGGACAACUAUUUUAAUGCACAAGAACUGAAUACCCACAGUGGAAUUGUGUUUGUACAUCGGCAAAUCACAGAACCCAGGGACUUUCUUCUCAACGUUGAGAUGAAGCUCUUGCGUCAUGGAGUCACCAAUAUUUUUGUAGCAAAAAUCUAUAUUGUUGUAACUGCUGAGGUUUGAUGACUUUUAUUUGGUGACUCGUUAGAAUGUUGAUUAAUAUUGUUCAAUGCUAGUUAACCCAAUAAUACACUGACUGAGAUAAUAAAUAUAUAGACUUUCCUCUGUUUCUUAUGCACGUCCAAGUGGCCUAGUACACUGCAAAGUUUUGCUUUACCUCCAUUGCAAAUAUCGCAGUGCGUCUUUCUUUAUACUCGGCCCAAUUAUCUACAUCCUGACAUUUACUGUACAUGCUCCAUGGCUUAAUAAUAAAUCUCACUGCAUGACUACUGUCCCUUUGUAAACAAAUGGGGGGGGGUGGUGUACAAUUAUGACAAAUACAUCAUGUGAAUAUUACUCAAAAUAUAGUAAAUAAAUGGAUUUUGAGGUACUGAACCCCCCCAUGGAGUAAACUGUGAAUAUCAAUACAUUUUAAGUCAUUUGUUUAAUGGUUUAUCAUUUGGAAGAAACACAUAUGGGAAAUUUGUGGGAAUAAAUAAUUUCUUAGAAUAUAGCCUACUCUACAGCUUUGACCUACAAUGCAUGUGCCAAACAUGAUUCCAAUUUAAACUAAUCUCUGCUUGCCCAUGAUCCACAUCCCUUCAUUCUGUGCACAACCAUGUGCCUAUCUAAAAGUUUCUUAAAAAAACACAAUUGUAUCUAGUUUCACCACCUUGCAACAGUUCCAGGCACCUACCAGUUUUGUGCAUAAAAACCUGUUCUGCAUAUCUCCUUUAAACUUUUCCCGCGCGCCUUAAAUUUAGACCCUCUAGUCUUUGAUAUUUUCACCCUGGGAUAAAGGUUCCAACUGUCUACCCUGUCUAUACCUCUCAUAAUUCUAUCAACAUCCGAGUUCCAGAAAAAAUAAUCCAAAUUUGUUCAACAUCUCAUAACUAAUAGCCUCUAUUCCAGACAACAUUCUUGAACACCAGUUAUUGUGACAUCAUAAUGAAGAUUAAUCUCCUUUCAUUUUUCUACUAUAUCCAACCUUGUAUCAACAUAGCAAAAUGAGAAUGAGAAAAUGGACAACAACUUGCAAUCCAUUAAAAUUUCCAGAGGACCCAUUGAGAGUGAUUCUUCCGCUCAUCUGCAUUACACAAAUGGAAAGGGUAGCCUUAGACACACAAGUAAAAUCACAUAAAUCCUCUUCAUACUACUUACAGCUUUUGCAGCUCUUGCAUUUGUAGAGGUAGAUAAAGGAGUGAACUACAGAAUCAUUCCCUGGGGGUUUUGUUUACAGAAGUGGUUCAUUGCCAAGUGUUCUUCGGCAUUCUAAGCAUAAUUACCAUACAACACAUUUGAAAGGCGAUUAAAUAUAACCUUUGUGCUGUUAUGUGCUUUUACAUUUCUGGAUUUUUGCUCUGCAGAUUUAAUGCACUAGAAUUGCACAAAUAACCACUCCUUAACCUCUGCUAUCAACAGAAUACUUUGUACAGCUGUGACGUCUCAAAACUUAUGUUCUAAUGAGCAAUUUCAAAUUUGUCAAUUGAUCUUUAAUAAGUAUUUCAAUUAACUCGCCAAUUAUCUACUUGAAUUGUUGAAAUUGCCCCCCAAAAAUAUUAGAACAAUUUAUAUACUGUGCAUUUUUUAGUCAAGUUAGUAAACUAGAUUAGUAUUUGAUUAAGUUGAUACUAUUUUGGACAUUACUUCUGCAAAAUUGUGAAAUAUGCGACCCAGAUUACCUUAACAUUAUCUUAACAAACGUGUGCUUUUCUUAACUCUACUCAGUUUAUUAAUGACACCAGACACAGAAUACAUGGAAGCUACUGCCUAACAUUUUAUACUAACAGCAGUACAAUGCUUUUUUACUGAUAUGAUAUCAGUAUGAAGCAAGAUUGGAAGCAGGUAGUCAAAAUUGCUGGUUCAGUGAUCUGUGUCUGGUGUAAUAAAAACCCGAGUAGAGUGAUCUAUCGAUACUGGUUAUCUUGCAUCUUCCUAUUUGUAGCUCAUAGAUGUCAACUGUUCUGCUAGGAUUGUGAUCCAUGCCAGCUGAUCACCCCAUUUGAUCCUAGGUCUGGCCCAUGGAGGCUCCUUGAUCAGCCAUAUUCCAAUUCAAAUUUUGUUUAGCACAGUCGCUACAAUUAAAAUGAAACUUAGCAGAGCAGUUAUUUAAGGUAGACAAAAAUGCUGGAGAAACUCAGCGGUUGAGGCAGCAUCUAUGGAGCGAAGGAAAUAGGCAAUGUUUCGGGUCGAGACACCUCUUCAGACUGAUGUGUUUAGUUUUGUUUAUUGUAUAAUUCAUUUACUUCCUUUAUAUCACAAUUUAUUAAAUAAAAUGUAUUUCAUUAUUUGGA